Messenger RNA from Chara braunii, 2409 nucleotides. The record is from the annotation of a GenBank genome assembly. Lineage: Eukaryota; Viridiplantae; Streptophyta; Charophyceae; Charales; Characeae.
GGCCUUAGAUCAAAAUUUCCUUUGUGCAUCCCGGGAUCAUCAACUGAGGCCAAGCAACAUGGAGCAGCGACGCACUCCAGGCGAGGAGGUGCCUGUGGUGGGGGUCGCAAAGGAUGUGCUGAGGUCCUCUCGACAGAAGUUGGCCGAUGCUGCUCAGGGGUACGUGGACAUUGUUGCUGCCAUGCGUGAGGUCAUGAGCAUUUGUCAACAGCUUAUACAACUGCCAGUUGAUGGAGUACCAGCAGACAAAGGUAAGUCCGAGAGGUCUCAGCGUUCGGCAACAGAUGGCGAUGACAUCCUGUGGGCAUCAGCGGCCUCAUCCGCGACCUCAUCAGCGGCUACAGAAUGGGAGGAGAGGUCGACACCCCGCCCUGCAUCUCUCGGCAAACAAUUAUGGAAAUCUGCUGGUGCUGCCGAUUCCAGCCCUUCAGUGGUUACAGAAGAAGAGGACGGUUUGACGCCCCGCCCCUCAUCUCCAGGCAAGAGAUUAUUGAAAUCUGCUGCUGCUGCUGCUUACGCCAGUCGUCUUAGUGCUUCAGCGGGUACAGAAAGUGAGGAGAGUUCGACAGCCCGUCCUGCAUCUCGUGGCAAGCGAUUAUGGAAAUAUGUUGCUGCUGCGGAUAUCAGUCCCCGUAGUGCUUCAGCGGUUAGAGAACAAGAGAAGAGUUUGACGCCCCGCUCCGCAUCUCCCAGCAAGAGAUCAUCGAAAUCUGCUGGUGCUGCUGCUGCUGCUCCCUCCAGUCCUCGUAGCGUUUCAGCGGCUACAGAAAGGGAGGAGAGUCCAACACACCGUCCUGCAUCUCACGGCAAGCGAUUAUGGAAAUCUGUUGCUGCCAGCCCUCGCAGUGCUUCAGGGGUUAUAGAACAAGAGAAGAGUUUGUCGCCGCGCUCCGCAUCUCGCAGCAAGAGAUUAUUGAAAUCUGCUGCUGCUGCUGCUCCUCCUCCCUCCAGUCCUCGUAGUGUUUCAGCGGCUACAGAAAGGGAGGAGAGUCCAACACACCGUCCUGCAUCUCGCCUCAAGCGAUUAUGGAAAUAUGUUGCUGCUGCCAAUGCCCGCCCUCGCAGUGCUUCAGGGGUUUCAGAACAAGAGAAGAGUUUGUCGCCCCGCUCGGCAUCUCCCGGCAAGAAAUCGUCGAAAUCUGCUUCUGCUACUGCUUACGCCAGUCCUCGUAAUGUUUCAGUGGCUACAGAAAGGGAGGAGAGUCCAUCAUCUCGUGGCAAGCGAUUUUGGAAAUCUGGUGCUGCUGCCAAUGCCAGUCCUCGCAGUGCUUCAGGGGUUAUAGAACAUGACCAGCGUUCGACCCUGCGCCCGGCAUCUCCCGUCAAGAGCUCAUCGAAAUCUGCUGCUGCUACUGCUUACGCCAGUCCUCGUGGUGUUUCAGAUGUCAGAGAACAAGAGGACACUUCGAUGCCCCGCCCAACAUCUCCCGGCAAGAUAUCGGGGACAUCUGCUGCUGCUUCCAAUGCCAGUCCUGGCAGUGCUUCAGCGGUCACAGACGGGGACGAGAGUACAACCCCUCGUCCCGCAUCUCGUGGCAAGGGAUCAGGAAAAUCUGCUCCUGCUGCUGCUGACACUCCUCGCCAUGGUGCUCACCCAACGUCUGCUGUCCGUGCGGAACCUGCUACAGGUCCAGCUCCCGGUCCUCCUAUUGCUCCUGGAAUGGCAGUCGUUGGAGUAGCUGCCGCUCCUCCUGCCAACCCUCGCAGUCCCGGUCCUGCAGCAGGUACCGAUGGUGGUCCCACUACCAAAUUGAGUCCAGUUCCUGCUCCUGCUGUUCUUCCUCCAAUGGCAGUUGGAAUUACAGUGACUUCUCCUGCCGCUGCUCCAGCUGAUGAAUUGCCGGGGCAGUCCUCUGCACAUGCAGCAAUGGGCGCCGACUCUACCACGGACGCAGAAGAACCAUCUCCGGCGAAAAGAGCCGGAAAACGGAAUGCAAAACCUUCUUCGGCAAAUGAAGAUUGUUCUCAGGUUGAAGAUUCUGAGCCGCCUUGGGUUUCGUUCGCCAAGGAUAAACUGCUCUACAUGGCCGACAUUCUGGACACGAUAAUAUUCUUCGGUACAUUUUAUGCUCAAGCGAGUGUGCAGAUGAUGAUGAUCAGCGACGUCGACCGCCCGACCUUGCCAAUUACCCGCCUCGAGGUCUUCGGGCCCGAGCUGCUGUGCGAGAUCCUCAACGACAUUAUUCUCAUGAAUCGACAAUGCUUAAGGCAACAAGCGGCCAUCCAGUCCCGAGACGAUCACAUCGUGAAACUCGAAGAGACGAUCAGUCUGCUGAAAUUCGCUCUGGAGGAAAUGGGCAUCCAAUUCAAGGAAGGGGAGGACAUACCUUUCAGUGCAAUCGAGUGAUUUGGGGCCUCGCCACACUACUCGCCAAAUUUACAAAACGAGAAUGAAUAUUCCGCUAGAAC